UGAUGGAAAACUUUCGAUUCAAAACGAUUUCGCUCUAAAAACAGCUCUCGAUGGAUAAGGAGGAUAAUAAUCUUGCUAUCAGCAUUAUGAAAGCUUUAAAUCCAUCCGAAGCUCCACUUAAAAUGAAACAUGCGCGAAGUAUUAUCAUCGCUACAUAUCGGACAAAAGAACUCAAGUCAUUUUGGCCAAUAAUUACACGACAACCUUUAAUGGCGCAUCGAUUCACAGCUUGGAAGUUCUGCCAUAUGCUGCACAAAGUAACGAGAGAAGGUCAUCCAAUAAGUCUGAAACAAUCAUUAGUCCAUAAAACUUUAAUUCUUGACAUUGGAAAACUUUGGGGUCACUUACAAGAUGGCGUCGGAGCUUGCAUUGAAUCCUAUACAAAACUUCUUGUAAAUAAGUUACAAUUUCAUGAAAGAAAUGUCAUUUUUCCAGGUUCCUUGCUUCUUGAAUUCAGUGAAAUUGAAAAAUUUGCAGAAAAUGACGACAACAUUUAUUUCCAGCUUUGUGUGGAAAUUUUUGAUUAUUUGGAUCACAUAAUCGACGUUCAAACUAAAAUUUUCGCUUCGGUGAAUAUGUUUCGUAUGUCAUCAAUGACACGACAGGGACAAUGCCGUCUGGCUCCAUUAAUAAGCCUAAUCCAAGAAUCCGACCCAUUGUACGGCAUAUCGGUGCGUUUGAUGUUCAAAUUGCAUAACAGUUUGCUAAGGGAUGUACUUAUCGGCCAUCGAGAACGUUUCAAUGAUCUUUUUUCAAAAAUUAAGCAAUUUUAUAAUGACGUCAAACCGCUUCAAUAUUUUGCGAAUGUAAUUCAGAUACCAUCGUUGCCAGAAAUUGCGCCAAAUUUCUUACACCAAAUCGACCUUAGUAUUUAUGUAGCAUCCGCAGGCCAUGUAAAACUAGAUCAAGAAGAAUCUUUCGAAAAUUUUGCAAAUAAUCUAAGACCCGUUGAGAACUGCAACUUAUGCGAAAAGGACACAACUGUAAAGAGAUUGCAAGACGAAUUACUGGAAAAGGAUGAGCAAUUGAAAAAUGAAGUUAAAUUGGUUUAUCAAAUAUCAGAUUUGAGUUUCAAAAAUCAAUCACUUGAAACUGAGUUAGCUGCCACCACGGCUAAGUUUAUUGCAGCGAUAAACAAGAUCGAAAAUUUAGAGUUGCAUAUAAAGGAUGCCGCAAAACUGCAGAUCGAAGCCAGAGAAUGGGAGGAAAAAGCGAAGUCUAUUGAAGAAAAAUUUGAAAAAAUCAAAUUAUUGUAUGCAAAUUUAAGGGAGGAGCACAUAAAUCUGCUAAGAGCAGAAGGCACACUAAAGAAGAAUAUUGCAAGGCUCAAAUUCAGAAUUAAAGAAACGGAAGAACAGUUAAAUAUAAAAAUAAACGAGCAUGAACAAGAACUUGCAAUUAAAAACUUGGAAAUAAUUGAACUCAAGUCCGAAAUUACACAAAUUCAAGAGACAUUUAAAAAACUAAAGGUAGGGCAUGAUGCACAACUGGUCAAGUAUCAAAAACUUCUAAAGGAAAAUGAAAUAUCUAGAAGGCUUAACGAGACUAAGGUUAAUUUAAAACUGUUAGACUAUUUAAGCAUUCCAGGAGAAAAUGCAAAAUGUGAUGACACUCUGACAGAUAAGAACUUGCCAGUUAAAACUGCCUCUGCUAAGAACUCUGAGUUAAGUACAAACUUACGAAACCUAAGCGAAAAGGUGCCAUCUCCAAGCUGUAAAUUGCUUCAUGCUGAUAAGGAGAUCAAGCAACUAAGACCUAGAAAUUUCCUAGUGGAGACGUUAUUUUCUGCUAUGAAAGAAUCAUUCAAAAUUUGGACUGGAAAUACAGAUAAAACUUGGCAAAAUAUUGGAACAAUUCAAGAUAUGUUACAACAAAUAAACGCCGAAUAUUUCCAAACCUAUAAAAGCCCAAGCGAAAUAAAUUUAAUAAUUUCAAAAUGCUUACCUCUUAUACAGAACGCAACAUUACUUAACGGAUGUUUUACAUAUUUUGCUUAUAAUAAUACAGCAGAAGCAACUAUUGCAAGAGAAAUGAUGAUAAGUUUAAUGACAGCAAAUAUUUUACAGGAGCCUGCGCAUCAGUUUUUGUCAAACAGAAGACACGCAAGGACUCUACGAGAUGUAAUUCCUUCAGUGCCAAGCGUCACAUCAAAAGUCAAACAUGAAUUAAUGUUUUCAUCGUCCGAAGUCCAUCACAUGGAUCAGACGCUUCAACUGGAAUUAAAGGUUACGGAUGAAGUAAUCGAAAAGGCGACUAACAAGAUAAUGGAGAUUUGUUCCGACUCUAAAGCAGCAAGCGACAGCAUCAAAUUGGAGAAACAUAACAUAAUCCUUGAUUCAUGUACAUUUCUAAUGAAAGCAAUUAAAAUUUUAAUUAAGAAGUCCCGCCUGCUUCAAGAAGAAAUCGUUGCGCAAGGAAAAGCCCAUUUUCCAGUAAAGGAGUUCUAUAAGCGCAACAGCCAAUGGGCAGAAGGUUUGAUAUCUGCUUCGAAAGAUGUCGGAAAAGGAGCAAAUUAUUUAGUGGAGGCCGCAAACAGACUUUUGAAUAGAGAAUCAUGCAACAAUUUCGAAAUAAUUGUAGCAGCUCAAGAGAUUGCUGCCAGUACUGCUCAACUCGUGAUAGCAAGCAACGUAAAGGCUGACAAAUUCAGUCAAACGUUAGCCGAAUUGACUAAAGCAUCACGUAACGUAACUCAGGCAACAGAAUCCGUAGUAGCAGUAGUUAAAGACGCAAACAUUCAGCAAGAGAACUUGAAUGAGCUAGAGCUACUACAUUUGACGCCUUCUCAAAUAAAAACAAGAGAAAUGGAAAUUCAUGUAAAAGUUUUAGAAUUAGAGCAAGCUCUUCGAAACGAACGUUACAAGUUGAUGUCUUUUCGAAAAGCCUGUUACAAGAAUGCCCGAGACGUUUAG
Molecule: messenger RNA, 2912 nt
Organism: Glossina fuscipes
Lineage: Eukaryota; Metazoa; Arthropoda; Insecta; Diptera; Glossinidae
Product: huntingtin-interacting protein 1-like
Exons: 2
Coding region: 51-2912 (953 amino acids)
Biological process (GO): clathrin coat assembly; actin filament organization; endocytosis
Cellular component (GO): clathrin-coated vesicle; actin cortical patch
Molecular function (GO): clathrin light chain binding; phosphatidylinositol-3,4-bisphosphate binding; actin filament binding
Source: RefSeq, a predicted model, not a curated record